AUGAGAUUUGAAAUAAGGUUGGCACGACGGCGGAGGCCGGGGCGUGGAUGCCCGGGGUGUGCGGGCUGGGUGCGGGUGGUGGUGGCUGGGCGGGGGUGCUGCCCGGGGCCGAGCCGAGCUGACGCGCGCUCCCCGCAGGUGUGGUUCAAAAACCGGCGGGCCAAGUGCCGGCAACAGCAGCAGAGCGGCGGCGGCGCCAAGGCCCGGCCAGCCAAGAAGAAGUCGUCGCCGGCGCGGGAGAGCUCGGGCUCGGAGAGCAGCGGCCAGUUCACGCCGCCUGCCGCCUCCAGCUCCGCCUCGUCCUCCUCGUCCAGUUCCAACUCCUCGGGCCCCGCGGCGGCGGCGGCGGCGGCGCUGGGCAACCCGACGGCGGCGGCGCUGAGCACGCCCGCCUCGUCCAUCUGGAGCCCGGCGUCCAUCUCCCCGGGCGCGGCGCCCUCGGCCGUGGCCGUGUCGGUGCCGGAGCCGCUGCCGCCCAGCAGCGCUUCGUGCAUGCAGCGCUCCGUGCCCGGCGCCUCGUCCGCCUCCUACCCCAUGUCGUACGGCCAGGGCGGCGGCUACGGGCAGGGCUACGCCGCGCCGCCCUCCUCCUCCUACUUCGGCGGCGUGGAUUGCAGCUCCUACCUGGCGCCCAUGCACUCGCACCACCACCCGCACCAGCUCAGCCCCAUGGGCCCGUCCUCCAUGCCCGGCCACCACCACCACCCGCUGAGCCAGAGCUCGGGCCACCAUCACCACCACCACCACCACCAGGGCUACGGCAGCGCGGGGCUGGCCUUCAACUCCUCCGACUGCCUGGACUACAAGGAGCCCGGCGCCGCCGCCGCCGCCUCCUGGAAACUCAACUUCAACUCCCCCGACUGCCUGGACUACAAGGACCAGGCGUCCUGGCGCUUCCAGGUGCUGUAGGGCCCCGGCCCUCGCCCUCGCCCUCGCCCUCGCCCUCGCCCG
Gavialis gangeticus (Gharial) is the source of this 951-nucleotide messenger RNA. It is a transcript of the gene OTX1, whose product is annotated as orthodenticle homeobox 1. The transcript is spliced from 2 exons. Gene Ontology annotation, biological process: multicellular organism development; regulation of transcription by RNA polymerase II. NCBI's taxonomy places the organism in Eukaryota, Metazoa, Chordata, Crocodylia, Gavialidae. Gene Ontology annotation, molecular function: RNA polymerase II cis-regulatory region sequence-specific DNA binding; DNA-binding transcription factor activity, RNA polymerase II-specific. Gene Ontology annotation, cellular component: nucleus. The coding region runs from base 1 to 909 and encodes 302 amino acids. The record is from RefSeq and is a predicted model, not a curated record.